This is a messenger RNA of Periconia digitata, 1395 nucleotides long. NCBI's taxonomy places the organism in Eukaryota, Fungi, Ascomycota, Dothideomycetes, Pleosporales, Periconiaceae. The record is from the annotation of a GenBank genome assembly.
CGUUUCCAAUCAAGUAAACCUUCACAUGUACCAAACUCGUUUUCCGAGUAUGUGACAGCACCACCCUGGGAAUCAAAUUGGCUUCGAAGAUGAUAUGAUUCGACAUAUAAGACUAUCCACACCUCUCUUCAAAACACAAUUGCAUACAUCGUUCCGCUACUUGAUAUCUUGGUACGUGUUCCUCCAAGUUUAUCGAAGUCUUCUAUGCUGCAUAAGAAUUGAUGUAGACGCCAAUCUGCAUGCACAAGAUCCGCAAUCCCGCCGCUCGUUAAUCGGACUCCAUGAUUACAAUGUAGUAUCUGGUACCCUCGAGUUAUGGCUUUGAUUUCCGGACUACUAGCGCUUUGGAGUUUAUCGUGAUACAGGAUGGCGUGAAAGUGAUUUGAUUCAGAAUCUCCGGGUUUUUUUUCCGAUGCUACUGCCGUAGACGGGUCGUGAGAAUGUGGUACGCAACAUACGCGCCGCCUACGGUGCCCCAUGCGCAUAUCGCAUAAAGAAUGGUUUCUGAAGAACAUAGGCACGAUGUUAUAUUUGACUUCUUGGGGUAUUGCGGUGGGCUUAUGAGAAUUCGAUCGCGUGGUGGUUUUGGAAUAUUCAUAUCGUUAUUGAGGAAUUAUAGUAGUGGGUGGAAAGGCAGAGUAUUGGGGGUUUUCUCUCCCUUUGAUGCCUUGUUAAGGAGCACGAAAAUUUUGCUUGUUACACUACGUUGCACAAACGCGUUCCUGGAAUGUUGGUUUACAUCAAAUCCUAAGGUAUCUGUUGACGUCGUACAUCUCCACAUUCACCGGUAACUUGUUAGUUCAUUUAAAUCCUUGAAUCUCUUGACGCGAACGGAAUGGAGCGUCCACGCCCCCCUCAUGAUAUCACCACCGCCAUAAUCACCACAUCCACCUUCUUCCUCACCAUCGUCAAUGUCUCCAUCAUCGCGAUGGACUACAUCCGAUAAAGUUUUUUCUGCAAUGUUCACCUUCGGGAUUGGGUAUCUAGUAGCGACGAACAACACUCAGUCACCCUCACCCUCACCUUCAACGUCAACCUCAUCAUCAUCAUCUAGCCUUUAUCAGCGAAUUGCCAAGAAACAAGUCAUCCUUCAACAAGAGCAAAUUGCACAGCAAUUCCAAAAAACCCCGGGGUCACAAAAGCACGAAUACGAAGGUGUCAGUGCCAGAUCGCUUGCUGCACGGAAGCACCUGCAGCAAAAAUGGUAAAUAUGGCUCUGGUUGCUGGCCUAAAGGCCCGAAGGAAGGUGAGCAGUGGAGUUUUUGGUCAAUGCGCACGGGAAAGUGUGUGUGUAUGCCAGAAUAGAAGGGGUUUUUGGGGGGAAAUGAUUCGAAUGAUGCCAAAGUCUGGGACAAUGAUUACUUGUUCUAUUCGAAUCGAAUAUAUCCACUACGU